AUGGAAGAACUUACCGCUUUUGUUUCCAAGUCGUUUGAUCAGAAAGUAAAAGAGAAGAAGGAGCUGAUCACGUACAGGGAGGUGCUGGAAAGCGGACCCGUCAGGGGAGCUAAGGAGUCCGGAGGCUCCAGCGAGCCCAGCAGGGAGGAGAGCAGCAGCCCGGCGGCCCGGGGAGCUGGAGGAAGCGGCGGCGCGGGAGGGCGAUCGCCGGUGCGAGAGCUGGACAUGGGCGCCGUCGACCGGAACAGGGACGCGGGCACUCCUAAACUCAGCGAAGGUAGGAACCCCUUCUUUCACCCUGCGAUCAGAGCAGGCCCAGUGCUCCCGGGAGAAGGUCCGGCACGCGGCUCUGAUCGCCUUUUCGCCUCGUCCCCAGUCUCGCCGGAGCUGAAAGAGCGCAAGGAGGAUGCCAAAGCGAUGGAAGACGAAGGGCAGACGAAAAUCAAACAACGGCGGAGUCGCACUAAUUUCACCUUGGAGCAGCUGAACGAGCUGGAACGGCUUUUUGACGAGACCCACUAUCCGGACGCCUUCAUGAGAGAGGAGCUCAGCCAGCGUCUGGGGCUGUCGGAAGCCCGGGUACAGGUCUGGUUUCAGAACAGAAGAGCUAAAUGCAGAAAGCAAGAAAACCAGCUACAUAAAGGGGUCCUCAUUGGAGCAGCAAGCCAGUUUGAAGCUUGCCGAGUUGCCCCCUAUGUGAAUGUUGGUGCUUUGCGGAUGCCUUUCCAGCAGGAUAGUCAUUGCAACGUGACGCCCUUGUCCUUUCAGGUGCAGGCGCAGCUGCAGCUGGACAGCGCCGUGGCGCACGCGCACCACCACCUCCACCCGCACCUGGCCGCGCACGCGCCCUACAUGAUGUUCCCGGCCCCGCCCUUCGGCCUUCCCUUGGCCACCCUGGCGGCGGAGUCGGCCUCGGCCGCUUCGGUGGUGGCCGCGGCCGCGGCGGCCAAGACCACCAGCAAGAACUCCAGCAUCGCGGACCUCAGACUCAAAGCCAAAAAGCACGCGGCUGCGCUGGGCCUGUGACUCUUCGGCCCCGAGGGGCGCGUGGCGAUCCCACCGCAGGCAGCGCGGGGCCCGGGAGAGGCUCUCCGGAGAGAGACCCCGCCACCCUCCCGCGCUCCGCCUUCAGCAGAGACCGACCUUGGCGCCGCCGGAGCGAGGCUUUGGGGAGGGCCGAGCCGCGGGGGCCUGCGCGCCUUCCAAGGUGAAGGACUCCGCAAGGGCAGUCUCCACCCGCCGAGCCCCGUCCGGGGGCCGCCGGUCCGACCCGGGGGUGGGGCGAGGAGAGCCCUCCGACGAAAUCGCUCGCUUCUUUGACAGACGGAGUUGGGGCAAACUUCUGCUACUGCUGAUAAACGAGACGGCGACAGACAACCCACUCCUAAACUGGAGGGAAGAGCGAGACUUAUUUAAAGAGUUAGAAGAACUAGACACGCAGCUGGGAAGUUCACAGGUUUUGAAACUGACCCUUUUCCUGCGAAGUUCACUUUAAUGCGAGAAAGUUGAUAAGAGAGGCGGGCCUCCUUUCACGUUGCAUCUGAUACUUGAGCUUGAACAGCUACAGACUAGAAGUGGAGAUGAAAAGGAAAGAAGAAUUUAAAAAUGCGGGAGGGGGAGGAAGGGAGGAGAAUAAAGGGGAGAAAGUCGAACGCGAUUCUUUCUCUUCCCGUUUCCAACGCAAAACUGGUCGGAAUAUUUUGCUAGGACUGUUCCGGGUCUGCAUGGGGUUCGGUUAUUUUUACUUCUUGGCGUCCCUUCGAAUCAUUAGCAUCACACCUUAAAUCUUGGAGAACAAAGUCCGUCAGUGAAACAAGCUCGCCGCGCUGGGCUAAGGAGUUAAGAGAGGUCGAGAGGGAGACCUCGCAAGGCAAUGCAGGGAAGGGGCUGCUCGGUUGUCGCCCCCGAUCCCAUCGAAAUCAAUGGGCCCAUGUGUUAGAAACGCCCGAUUAGUAUUCCAGCCGUGGUCGCUUAAGACUCCACUCCUCUGGCCUUUUAGUUGAGGAUAAAUUGGGGGUGUCCUCAGAAUAUGGUCAAGAAAGUCAAGAUGGCGGCCGCGACGGUGCGA
Molecule: messenger RNA, 2068 nt
Organism: Candoia aspera
Lineage: Eukaryota; Metazoa; Chordata; Lepidosauria; Squamata; Candoiidae
Gene: SHOX2
Product: SHOX homeobox 2
Exons: 5
Coding region: 1-1026 (341 amino acids)
Biological process (GO): regulation of transcription by RNA polymerase II
Cellular component (GO): nucleus
Molecular function (GO): DNA-binding transcription factor activity, RNA polymerase II-specific; sequence-specific double-stranded DNA binding
Source: RefSeq, a predicted model, not a curated record